Messenger RNA from Pistacia vera, 483 nucleotides. Its product is annotated as putative disease resistance protein RGA4. Lineage: Eukaryota; Viridiplantae; Streptophyta; Magnoliopsida; Sapindales; Anacardiaceae. The transcript has a single exon. The record is from RefSeq and is a predicted model, not a curated record. The coding region runs from base 1 to 483 and encodes 160 amino acids.
AUGGCUGAAGCAAUUGUUUCGGUUUCGUUGGAGCUGCUGGAUUCAAUUCUACUUCCAACUGCUGGCUUCAUAGGAGAACAAGUGAGGCUAGUGGGAGACGUUGACGAAGAAGUAGACAAGCUUAAGAACAAUCUUCAAGCCAUUCAAGCUGUGCUACUUGAUGCUGACCAAAAACAAAUGAAGAAUAGAGCUGUGAGAGUUUGGUUGAAUCGGCUCAAAGACGCAUGUUAUGACGUGGAAGAUGUGCUGGAUGAGUGGAACACUGAAAUCAUGAAACUGAAAAUUGAGGGAGGUUAUGUUCAUAAUGCUCUUGCUCCUGAGAAGAAGGUAUGUUGCUUUUUUCCCUCUCCUUGCUUUGGCUUCAAAGAAGUUGUUUUACGACAUGACAUUGCGGUUAGGAUAACAGAGAUAAAUAAAAAGUUAGAUGCUAUUGCAAAAGAAAAAGGUGAUUAUAAUCUUAAUGUCAUUUCAGCUAAUGAGUGA